Adineta steineri is the source of this 1124-nucleotide messenger RNA. The record is from the annotation of a GenBank genome assembly. Lineage: Eukaryota; Metazoa; Rotifera; Eurotatoria; Adinetida; Adinetidae.
CUGAAAACCCGUCAACCACUACGACAACACCGUAUACUGGGUCAGUAAUCACAAAUUCAGAAGCAUCUUCAACUGAAAGCCCGUCAACCACUACGACAACAGCGUAUACUGGGUCAGUAAUCACGGAUUCAGAACCGCCUUCGACUGGAACUCCUUCACGAAGUACAGGAUCGACGGGAACUAUAUCAGCUACAACAAUUAUCACGAGCACUGAUUCAACGACAACAACCAGCACAACUACAAGUUCUACAUCGGUUCAAACCUCAGACACAACGACAGGCAGCACUAGCACUGCUUCAACUACAACAACUACCUCGUCAACACCUGUAACAUUGACAACAACAACAACGACACCAAUACCGCCCGUUGCAGUUGGGUUCUCGGUAGCUCAGUCGAGUUUCGAAAUCACUCAUAUGUUCAACAUGGCUUCGUUUCCUAAUCCGGAUUGCACCAAUGUUUGUAGUGCUACGUGUGAAUCCGAUUUGAGGAAGUAUCUUAAUGAUUGUCUGAAACCAAAACUAAGUUACGUUGGUUGUAUACCUGAAACUUGUUUGGAGUCUCCAUGUAGAAUACGGUAUACUAUGUCGUAUGAUGGUUAUGGAAAUGUUGACCAGGGUGAUAUAUUACAUUAUUUAAAUUGCAGCACAAAGUGUGUUUUUACUAGUCCAACUGUUAUUUUGAAGCAGAAUGCCUCCUGUUCAGGUGGAAGUAUACUACAGUAUCAAAACGAUUGUAAAUAUUGUGGUGAUGGUAAUGGACAUCUAUGCGCUACAUUCGAUGAAUCGAAAUGUAUUAUAAGAAACGAUGACAUAAGUUAUGCUUGCCAUUCUCAACAAGGAUCACAAGUUCUUGGAACCGCACCUACAAGAAUAUUGAAUACUGAUUUGCCUCGAUCUCAUCCAAAUGAUUAUGUUUAUCAAGAACGUAUACCACAAUAUAAUACAUUUCCAUCACGUAAUCAAGCAUAUAAUCGAAGAAAUUUACCACCAAGUUAUUUUAACGAAACAGAUGAUCGUUUAGGUAUAUUACGUGAUUUAAUUAAUGAAUAUAAUCUCGAACGAGGAGCAAAUCCACGUGUUAAUAUAACACGUGAUGUUGAUGACGAUGAUGAAAUAUAUGUCUAG